GAAGGGGGAGAGCAAAAGGGAGAGAGGGAGGGAGUGGCUGGGACUAUAUAAGCCAGGAGAGAAGCGUCACCAGCUCAGAUCCCGACGUGCAGUGGUCGGGUGAGGGCGAAUCUCCUCCUCCGUGUCCUGCCACUCUCCCCUCACUGUCCCCUCAGCCUCUCUCCCCUCGCACAAGAUAGCGCGGGUCUGUGGGGCGGGGUAAGACUGGUCUGUGCUCCGGUGCGUGCUUCGGUGGUUCAGUUCGGUUCCUGAGGGUUUGAAACGUGGCUUCGUAACUUCACGAUCAAAUUUCAAGAAAGUUUGGGUAGUCUGAAGUUUCCUUUCUCCUUUCCUUUCCUUUUUUUAUUUACUAUCCCCUUAUCCCCUUUUAUUUUCCUCCUCUUCUCCCUUCCCCCACUCCCUCUCUCGUUCCCCCCCCUCCAACAAAAAGACCCUCCCAGCAACACAGCAUCCCAGCAAAUGACUGUGUGUACGUGACGCAAUCCUCUGUGACUGUUUAAGUAACUGUGCGUGUACGUAACUGUGUGCACGUGACUCAAGCCUGUGUACGUGUAGUGACCAACGUGACGUGACGCUCCUGUGUGUACGUAACUUCUCGUGUACGUAAACUUGCCAGCCUGUGCACAUGGGUUGAUUAAGAAGACGAUCUACUGUACACACACACACACACACACAUACACACACAUACACACCAUGUACGUCAAAAAAACAACACUAGUGAUGGCCACGUACAUGAAACCCUGACACACACACACACACACACACACACACACACACAUACGUACACAAGCAAGCAAAGCCGUGCACAUGGCCACGAACACACACACAUGUAUGGAAGCUACACGUACAUAGAGCUGAACGAGUGUGAUCUUGUGUACGUAAACAAGACACAAAAAUGCACAUGACGGAGUGGGCAGUAGGAGGAAGUGAUGACGGAGGAGGAGGAGGAGGAGGAGGAGAAGACAGUGGAGGAGGACUGGACAUCGCGGAAGGAGGCACGGGGAAUAUCAUAGAAGCAGUGACGAAGGAAUCAAGUUUAAACCUCCAGUCCCUAACUUUUCUCAACCUCGCCUCUCUGGAUGGAAACCUGAGCGGGUACCUCUCACACAACCUCACACAACUCCUCAACCUGACGAAGGACUUGGACUUCAGCUUCGUGAACAAGUUUACGAACAACAGACGUGUGAGUGAGGCUGCCUUCGCGUCCCUGCUCACCGCUUACGGCCUUCUCAUUGUCCUCGGUGCAGCUGGAAAUUCCCUCGUGGUUCUCGCCGUCAUCAGGAAGCCAGCGAUGCGGACAGCAAGAAAUGUCUUUAUCAUCAACCUCGCCAUCUCAGACCUCCUCCUGUGUCUGGUGACAAUGCCCCUCACCCUCAUGGAGCUCCUGACGCAGUACUGGCCGCUCGGGGACACGCCUUUCGUCUGCAGGCUCGUCGGAACUCUGCAGGCCACGUCCAUCUUUGUGUCCACCAUAUCCAUCACAGCCAUUGCGCUUGAUAGAUAUCACGUGAUCGUGUACCCGACUCAGACGUCCAUGCAGAAGGUCGGGGCGGUGAGCAGCCUGCUGGUGGUGUGGGUGCUUGCCUUCCUGCUGGCGCUGCCCAACUUCCUGUGGCGCAGCUUGGAACACCACAGCGUGAACCUGCCGGGGCUGGAAGUGGUGAGUUUCUGCUUUGAGGACUGGCCCUUCCAGCACGGCCGCGCCUACUACAGCGUGGCGGUGAUCGUGGUGCAGUACUGCCUUCCCAUCCUCACUGUGAGCAUCGCGCACGCCCGCAUCUGCACUAAGCUGAAGUACCGCAUGACCAGCGCCGCCAGCAGAGCCUCACGCACCAGGAAGGAGGACAUGAGGAUGCGCAAGACAAACACGCUGCUGGUGGCCAUAGCGCUCAUCUUCUGCCUGUCCUGGAUGCCUCUCAACCUGUACAACGUAAUCGUGGACCUGCACAACCCCUUCGGCGACAAUACGGAGCUCAUGCUGGUGGUGUACGCCGUGUGUCACAUGGCGGGGAUGUCCUCUGCCUGCUCCAACCCGCUGCUGUAUGGCUGGCUCAACGACAACUUCAGAAAGGAGUUUUUAGAGGUUUUCGACAUCUUGUGCCCCUGCUGUGCCUGCCCCGCCUCCACGUCCCGCAUGGGCAGCCUCAGGACCAGCAGGGGCGGCGGCACGGUCAAGGACAGCCUGACGGGGGCGCCGCAUCACCACCCAGUCGUCCUCUACACUAAAGCCGCGGAGGAGCAGACGUCCAAUGGCAUCAGUUUAGACUUUCAAGAACAUGAGGUGACCUUCAUCUCACAGGUUGUCACCACCACCACGCUCUAGAUCCCAACAAAGAGAGACCACGUGACCUUCUCCUUGACCUCCGCAUGCCAUCACGUUACCCAAGUUGACCUGACCUUACUGCUGUUAUUAUUAUUAUUAUUAUUAUUAUUAUUAUUAUUAUUAUUAUUAUUAUUAUUAUUA
This is a messenger RNA of Scylla paramamosain (green mud crab), 2464 nucleotides long. RefSeq names its product neuropeptide F receptor-like. Lineage: Eukaryota; Metazoa; Arthropoda; Malacostraca; Decapoda; Portunidae. The record is from RefSeq and is a predicted model, not a curated record. The coding region runs from base 896 to 2323 and encodes 475 amino acids. The transcript has 3 exons. Gene Ontology annotation, cellular component: neuron projection; plasma membrane. Gene Ontology annotation, molecular function: neuropeptide binding; neuropeptide Y receptor activity. Gene Ontology annotation, biological process: G protein-coupled receptor signaling pathway.